Penicillium roqueforti is the source of this 1272-nucleotide messenger RNA. Its product is annotated as velvet factor family protein. The record is from RefSeq and is a predicted model, not a curated record. Bases 1 to 1272 code for a protein of 423 amino acids. The transcript is spliced from 2 exons. Lineage: Eukaryota; Fungi; Ascomycota; Eurotiomycetes; Eurotiales; Aspergillaceae.
AUGCACGGGGCGCCCCUUGGCCCAAGGCUUCCUGCCUUGAUUGUUCCCGAAAGAAACGCAGAUCCACGAUAUAUGCUCUCGUCCGACAUUGCCUACCUGAAUACACAACAUAUGUCCCAAACGCUCCCUCUGCGAUCCCAUCACCAACCUCCUGGAAGCUCUGAUGCCCGUGGUUACUACAACCCAUACGAAGAGAGAACGUACCCAAGUUCGAGCCAUGCCCGUGACUAUGAUAGUCACCGGAGCUGGACAUACGACGUGGAGUCCCAACACAGCAACAGUUCCACGGCCAUGCCCAGCCCCGUCUGGUCAGACAAAAGUGCAGCUACGCACGCAUUCAAUCCUAUACUAGCCAGUACCCACCAAGGUCCGAAACCACAAUCCCGAAACGCGAACUACAGAAUGCCACAUGGCUUCGACAAGCUCCUCCACCAUGACCCAGAGCCGCAAUCACCAUCACCUCCUCCACGACCCAGACGACCAUCCACCGAAUCCAGAUACCAUCUCCACAUCCGGCAACAGCCCAUCGCCGCACGAGCCUGUGGCGCAGGCGACAGAGACCGCCGCCCCGUCGACCCACCUCCAAUCGUGCAGAUCCUCCUUACCGACUUCGACUCGAACUCCCAGGAAGACCGGGAUCUCCUCCAAGACCCCCGCUUCACAGUGGGCUGUCUACUAUUCCCCGUCUCACCCUCUUUACCAUGGGCCGAGCCAACAGAAACACAUCCGCGCGAGCGCGACCAGAAUCGAGAUCAAGAUCGAAAUCGCGAUAGAGAACGAGAACGAGAACGAGAAAGAGAAACGGACGGCGUUGCCCGUACAGACGACAACUUCUCAACCCCAUUACUGUCCGGCAAAGCCUUCAUGUCCCCUUUCUACGUCGACGCCGACCCAGACCCCAACUCCGCACCCGCACAUCCAUCCUCCAUAACCGAUGCCCAUCUAGACAACCCCCCUCACCACGCCUACAACAAUGCCGCCUCGCGCCUCCACCAACCAGCUACCUUUUUCAUCUUUGCGGAUCUCUCGAUCCGCUCGGCGGGCCUCUAUAGGCUCCAGUUCCGAUUGAUGAAUUGGGGCUCUGUUGAGGAUACGGGGCAGUCGAUGCCGAUUCUUGCGGAGGCGUGGUCUGAUCCGUUCCGUGUGUAUCCUGCAAAGGAUUUUCCGGGGAUGAGGGAUUCGUCGAUUCUUGCCGAGGGGUUGAAAGAGCUUGGGUUUGUAGAGUUGAAGACGAGGGGGCAUGGGAAGGGAAAGGGGAAAAAGAGGCGGUGA